This is a messenger RNA of Lasiodiplodia theobromae, 1356 nucleotides long. RefSeq names its product Platelet-activating factor acetylhydrolase. The transcript has 2 exons. The coding region runs from base 1 to 1356 and encodes 451 amino acids. Lineage: Eukaryota; Fungi; Ascomycota; Dothideomycetes; Botryosphaeriales; Botryosphaeriaceae. The record is from RefSeq and is a predicted model, not a curated record. Gene Ontology annotation, molecular function: 1-alkyl-2-acetylglycerophosphocholine esterase activity.
AUGUCGUGGCUGUCAACGCUCAAUCCUGUGCCCGGCUUUCCGGAAUACAGCGGCCCCUAUGCCGUGGGUUCUUUCGACGUAGAAAUCCCCGUCUCGGAGCUCGAGUCGCCCAGCACGCCUCCCGAAUCGAGCGUGUCGACGACAUCCUUCCGCGUUUUCUACCCGUGUGAGCCGGGCUCCCAAGAGAGGGCGGUCCGCUGGAUCCCAUCGCCGCAAAGGGGCUAUGUGAGUGCAUAUGCUCGUUUCCUGGGAGCCGGAUCCGCCCUCGCCCAAAUCUUUGCCUAUGGAAUCGUGGUCAUUGCUCCGGACCACCGCGAUGGCAGCGCUCCAAUCUCUUACGUUCGCGCGACAGAUACUGCCGAGGCAAGCACCGUAGACUACCAAAACAUACCACACAAGCCCAGCAGAGAGGUUUUCGAAGCGAGAGAUGCGCAGCUAAGGAUUCGGCUCUGGGAGCUGGGGUUGAUCCACGAUGCAGUGCUGAAGAUGGAUGCAGGCGCCGAGGUGAAGAAUUUGGACCCGAACAAAUCUCGAGACGCAAAGAAAGAGACCAAUACCCUGCUUUCGAUGUUUAAAGGAAAGCUUGAUGUCCAACGGCCGGGUUCGAUUAGCUGGGCGGGUCACAGUUUUGGUGCGGCAACUGUCCACCAGCUCGUCAAGUCGGUCUUCUACCGGCCAGACUCGAAAAUCGAGGGCUACACUCCUCUGUUCACCCCGAGUCCGACUUCGCCGAUUGUCCAGCAGAUUACCAGCUCUACUCCCGUCAUCCUCCUGGAUAUCUGGUGUCUUCCGUUGACAAGUCCGAACACUAAAUGGUUGGCGGACAAGCCACUUCCGUGCUACGCGCCCGAAGGUCCAGGGGGGACUGCUCUACUUGCAGUCUUGAGCGAAGCAUUUGUCAAGUGGACUGAUCACUUCCAGGAGACCAAGCGCAGGCUUUCAGAGGAUCCUUCGUCGAACGCGCCGGAGCAUACGAAGCCUGCACCACGCUUCUUUUACCCGCUAGGCUCCGCUCAUCUCUCGCAGUCGGACUUCGGCAUUCUUUUCCGCUGGGUCGUCAAGAAAGUGCUCAAGACGGACGAACCCGAGCGGUACCUAAAGCUGAAUGUUCGUGCCAUUCUCCAGGUGCUGCGCGAGAAUGGUACCGAGGUGGCUGAUACGAGCCGAAUCGAUAUGGAGGAGGCCGGAGCUUCUGAUGAGAACCAGGGCAAGGCAGGAGAUUGGAAAAUUCUAGAGACAAAUGGAGCGGUCAGAGGCUGGGUAGCACUUUCCACAAGCCUUGACCAGCCCUCGGACGGAGGCGCGAAGGGCGAACCGCUCACUCAAGUCACCAAGGACGAGGGUGUGGAACUUUGA